This is a messenger RNA of Calypte anna (Anna's hummingbird), 1541 nucleotides long. It is a transcript of the gene RAB7B, whose product is annotated as RAB7B, member RAS oncogene family. Gene Ontology annotation, molecular function: GTP binding; GTPase activity. Gene Ontology annotation, biological process: phagosome-lysosome fusion; endosome to lysosome transport. Bases 341 to 1102 code for a protein of 253 amino acids. Gene Ontology annotation, cellular component: phagocytic vesicle; lysosome; late endosome. Lineage: Eukaryota; Metazoa; Chordata; Aves; Apodiformes; Trochilidae. The transcript is spliced from 7 exons. The record is from RefSeq and is a predicted model, not a curated record.
UCUGCUUUCAACCAGGGCCAAGUUCACUGCAGGGCCAGUCAGGAAAGCAGAGAAGCUUUGGGAAAAUCCCUUUUCUUGAGAAAGCAAACAAAAGCUGUUAGCCAGGGCUGGGCACUCGGAUGGGUGUGACCCCCUCCUGCCCAAAAAAAAGCAGAAGUGGCUGAGGACAUCAGCUGCAGCAACCCCACUGCAGCCCCCAUCUCCACGGCAUGGAGCAGCACUGACCAACUGACUGGACCCCUGACUGGGGUGAACCCAGCAGAAUUCCGGAGCUGAGGGAAAGUCCGGGACAUCCCAGAACCCGCCCGCGGCUCCGCAGGAUCUCAGCCCCUUUCUGCUGAUGUCACAGCCCGGGGCCCCGCAGCCUUUCCCGGGAUUCAGUGACGGCUGCCCUGGCCUGGAGCCUUCUCCUUCUCUUCUUCCCAGCCCAGGACACCGGUUGGAUCCCAGCCCAGAGCCUCGGCAGCCCCGCAGACGGAUGCCCCGGCAGGGCCCGUCAAUGGAUACCAACAAGAAGGUGGAUCUGAAGAUAAUCAUCAUAGGAGCUCUGGGUGUGGGCAAAACCUCCCUCCUGCACCAGUACGUGCACAAAACCUUUUACGAGGACUAUCGCACCACGCUGGGUGCCAGCAUCCUCACCAAAGUCCUGGCUGUGGACAACACCUCCCUGAAACUGCAGAUCUGGGACACGGGAGGACAGGAGAGGUUCCGAUCCAUGGUGUCAACUUUUUACAAAGGCUCAGAUGGCUGCAUGCUGGCCUUUGAUGUGACAGACAGGGAGUCCUUUGAGUCCCUGGACAACUGGAGAAACGACUUCCUGGACAAGGUCAUCCCAAGGGAGCAAGAUUUCCCCAUGGUGGUGCUGGGGAACAAAAUAGACAUCUGUGACAGGCAGGUCCCCAAGGAGACAGCCUCAGCCUGGUGCAAGGAGAAGGACAUCCCUUAUUUCGAGGUCAGUGCCAAGAACAACAUCAACGUGGCAGAGGCUUUUGAGACCCUGGCAAAGCAGGCACUUAGCACGCAUAAAGGGAUUUUUGAGAGCUAUUUAACUGACUCCAUCAAACUCACCCCCCACGACAAGCCCAAGAAGAAAUGUUGCUGAGCCAGGCACGCUGCAGCACCCCGGGCUGUCCCAGCCCAGCUCCUCGGGAUGCCCAAGGGGGUCUGUGCCCCCAGACCACCCCAGCAUGGCCACAGGGGGUGGCCAGGCCAGGACAUGGGACAGUGGUGGCCCCGUCCCUCUUGAUCCACUGAUGUCUGGCACCUGAGUGGGUGAUGAUGCCCCUGCAGUGACAGUGCCAGGGAGCCCUUGGUGCUCCCGAUGGCCAGAGACUCCCUUGGCCCAAAGGUGACCCUUCCCAGCACACAGACUGGUGGCCCUGACACUCACGGUGUGUGGGGGCUGCCCUGGGGCUGGUGGCCAUGGCAUGGGGCUGAGAGCAGCCUGGGGUCAGGAACUGCCUCAGUUUCUCCUGUUGUCAUGCACAAACCUCCCCUGCCUCACUGGUGAGGAUCCUCUGUAAAGCACUUUGUCAGGGAUU